GCUCUGUGUUGUACUUCAAUCUGCGACGUUGCUGGAAACAUGUCUUUUAACCCUACUGAUAUUGUGGGAGCAGGCGGGAUAGACGAUUCGCGCUUCAAACCAUGGUGGGAAAAAGUGAUAGAAUACAAUAUGAGAGGCAUGUUGGUCACAUCUUUGCUCAUUCUAUAUAUCGAAUCCGUUGCAAAACCAAUCCAGUGUGCACCGAAAUAUCCAUCGGCUAAUCUAACAUUGACUAGCGAACAAGCUGCUUUGGCAAACGAGUUCUGCCACCGCCAAAGAGGUGUAUUUCUGGACAUCGCGGGUAUAGUUUCGUUAGGCAUGACCAUAGCUCUGUAUAUCUGCUUUUCUACAUGGUUGCUUUCAUCAACGGUAACUACUGUAUUAACUGAUAUGAAGCGCCUUGAUGAUAGCUUGAGGAACAAGAAUAUAAGGGCUAUACAUGUGGAUAAUGCUCUAGCCACCCCAGCUGUAAAUUCUGAAAACCAGGUUCCGCAACAACAAGAUGGUGUUGUUGGAAACCAGAUCCCGCAACAACAAGAUGGUGUUGUUGGAAAUCGGGUCCAGCAACAACAAGAUGGUGCUGUUGGAAAUCGGGUCCAGCAACAACAAGAUGGUGUUGUUGGAAAUCGGGUCCAGCAACAACAAGAUGGUGCUGUUGGAAAUCGGGUCCAGCAACAACAAGAUGGUGCUGUUGGAAAUCGGGUCCAGCAACAACAAGAUGGUGUUGUUGGAAAUCGGGUCCAGCAACAACAAGAUGGUGCUGUUGGAAAUCGGGUCCAGCAACAACAAGAUGGUGCUGUUGGAAAUCGGGUCCAGCAACAACAAGAUGGUGCUGUUGGAAAUCGGGUCCAGCAACAACAAGAUGGUGCUGUUGGAAAUCGGGUCCAGCAACAACAAGAUGGUGCUGUUGGAAAUCGGGUCCAGCAACAACAAGAUGGUGUUGUUGGAAAUCGGGUCCAGCAACAACAAGAUGGUGCUGUUGGAAAUCGGGUCCAGCAACAACAAGGUGGUGUUGUUGAAAACCAGGUCCCGCAACAACAAGGUGGUGUUGUUGGAAAUCGGGUCCAGCAACAACAAGAUGGUGUUGUUGGAAAUCGGGUCCAGCAACAACAAGAUGGUGCUGUUGGAAAUCGGGUCCAGCAACAACAAGGUGGUGUUGUUGGAAAUCAGGUUCCGCAACAACAAGGUGGUGUUGUUGGAAAUCGGGUCCAGCAACAACAAGAUGGUGCUGUUGGAAAUCGGGUCCAGCAACAACAAGGUGGUGUUGUUGGAAAUCGGGUCCAGCAACAACAAGAUGGUGCUGUUGGAAAUCGGGUCCAGCAACAACAAGGUGGUGUUGUUGGAAAUCAGGUUCCGCAACAACAAGGUGGUGUUGUUGAAAACCAGGUCCCGCAACAACAAGGUGGUAGUGUUGGAAACCGAAAUCAGGUCGGUGCCAAUGUUCUCUCAAAACAAAUUGAGAAAAAAGCACAAGAGGCUAUUACUGGAAAAGAUUUCAAACUUGCCGAAAAAUUAGACCUAAUGGCUGAAGUAUACGAAUCUCUCGUCAUGGAUAAGUUACAACGACCGUAUAACCCGAUAGUUGGAACUAUGUGUUGUGGACCUUGGGAGAAAUUUUUAAAGCGCAUUAACCCAGGAUCAAAAAUUGCAGCAUGUUACUUCGUGAGAUGUUGUCUGGCGUUGGUUGUUUCUUUAGGAUUAGUAGAUUGUGUCUCGUAUUUUAUAUUGUGUUAUCGUCCGUAUCAGCCGAAUUCGUCACACUGCCUGCUUUCAGAUGAUCAGGUCGUGACGAUCGGGACAAGUUUAUUUUUAUGCUGGUCAGACUUGGAAGUCAAAAUAUUUCCAUUUGUAGUGAUAUAUGGAAUAUUAUCAUUCGUUGCAGUUUGCAUGUCUGUUGCAGGGAUUUGGUGCGUGGUCAUUGUGCCCCGCGCAAGCACGGUCUUAUUCAUCAUACAGUUCAAUAAGUCGUCAUACAAAUUGUGCGAUGCCAUAUUAAAGAUUUUGCAAGCAGAAGAAGAUAGGAGGUUAGCAGAAACCAACGAAGAAUGGUGUUGCGGCUGUUGCUAA
This is a messenger RNA of Styela clava, 2067 nucleotides long. The record is from RefSeq and is a predicted model, not a curated record. NCBI's taxonomy places the organism in Eukaryota, Metazoa, Chordata, Ascidiacea, Stolidobranchia, Styelidae.